Messenger RNA from Harmonia axyridis, 1384 nucleotides. RefSeq names its product 60S ribosomal protein L35-like. Gene Ontology annotation, molecular function: structural constituent of ribosome; mRNA binding. The transcript has a single exon. Gene Ontology annotation, biological process: maturation of LSU-rRNA from tricistronic rRNA transcript (SSU-rRNA, 5.8S rRNA, LSU-rRNA); translation. Gene Ontology annotation, cellular component: cytosolic large ribosomal subunit; ribosome. Lineage: Eukaryota; Metazoa; Arthropoda; Insecta; Coleoptera; Coccinellidae. The record is from RefSeq and is a predicted model, not a curated record. Bases 984 to 1355 code for a protein of 123 amino acids.
AUGGUAGAUGUUAAAAAAUCUAAUACUUUACCUGUUCCUCUGCGACCACCUCUUCUGUCGACGUGGAUAUUUCUAUUGUUCCUUCUGACAGGGGAUGAACAACCUGAAACCCAAAAUUAAUAUAAAUUUCCCCGAGUUCAAGGUACCCCAUUUGAAGAACUUACAUUAAUGUCUUCAUUCAAGUCAAAUAUCUCUUCAACUUCAUAGUCCACCUCUCUUUUCUGGACAUCGGGGAUCAAUUGAAGUACCUCGUUAUCUACUUCUGUUAACUGCAUAGAUGUAGGUGGACCCCCUCCUGUCUGUCUCGAAUGCUUCCUUAUAGCGGCAUCCUUCGCUUUCGCUCCCUUUUUCAAAUCUUGCCAAGUCUGUUUGGAAUAAAAAAAAAAAGCAUGGAGAAUCAAAUUGCAAUCACAACUAGGUACUUACCUUUCUCCAUUUCUUCCAGUCUUUUUGGGUUCCGGUUGGAACCUUAUUUAAUUGGGAGGUGAUUUUCUCCCAAAGACUUUGCGAAACGUGAACACUUGAGUGAAUUUUCCGGAACAUAACUCUGGAUGUUCACUCACGAAUUCCACAAGCAUUUAUUUUUGUACACGACACAACAUUGUAGAAAUAUUAUUGUUUUUAUCACAGAACUUGUUCGAGUGUCUCUUCAAAAUUCGAUUAUUGGUGUUAUUAUAAUUUAUAAUUAGCUCAUUUUACUGCUUAUGUUAAAUACAGUAAGUUUAUAUAUAUAUCACUCAUGUUUUAUUAUGGAAAAUCGAAAUAAAUGUAUUGAAUUGAAAAAUAGAUCCAAUGUAAUAUGUACAUUUGGCAAUGGUGGAAUUAUUGUAUGACAGUAAAAGUCUCUGCAAAUACAACACAUAAAUACUCAUAUAAAAACACUCGAUGACCGAGAACAAUUAUUAUGUAUAUGGGACAUAAACAAUAUUAAGUAAAACUCUCUCUGAAGUUUGUGGCGUUCAAGAUAAAACGCAACCACCAAAAUGGGUAAAGUCAAGUGUUCCGAUUUGAGAACUAAAGACAAAAAAGAGCUCACGAGGCAACUCGAUGAGUUGAAAAAAGAACUUACUAGCCUUAAGGUGGCUAAAGUUAUUGGAGGUGCCCCUUCCAAAUUGUCGAAAAUCCGUGUUGUGAGGAAGGCAAUUGCUAGGGUAUACAUUGUUAUGCACCAAAAACAGAAAGAAAAUUUGAGGAAGUUGUACAAAAACAAAAAGUACAAGCCUUUAGACCUCAGACCCAAGAAGACCCGUGCUAUCAGGCAUGCAUUGACCAAACAUCAAAUCAGUCUCAAAACCCCUAAAGAAAUCAGGAAAAUGUCUAUAUUCCCCCCAAGGAAAUUUGCACUUAAGGCAUAACCUGUAAUGUAAAAAAAUAUAAGUUUUCA